Molecule: messenger RNA, 696 nt
Organism: Trichoplax adhaerens
Lineage: Eukaryota; Metazoa; Placozoa; Uniplacotomia; Trichoplacea; Trichoplacidae
Exons: 7
Molecular function (GO): ubiquitin binding; metal ion binding; phosphatidylinositol binding
Source: RefSeq, a predicted model, not a curated record
AUGUCAUUAAUUUGUCUAUCAUUACAAAAAUGCAAUCGAUUCACAUGUGGUUACAUUUCACAUUUCAUCAAAAUAGAUAAAGCUACCAGUCAAGUCAACCUAGAUCCAGAUUGGGAAACUAUCCUACAAAUUUGUGACUCCAUCCGCCAACGAGACGUUACGGCAAAAAAUGCAGUAAGUGCUAUAAAAAAGAAAAUUCAUGACAAUAACCCUAGAAUUGCCUAUUUUUCGCUUGUGGUCUUAGAGGCAUGCGUUAAAAAUUGUGGUUCACCGAUUCAUGACGAAAUUGCCAGUAAAAACUUCCUUGAUGAUAUCAGAUCACACGUUAAGAUAGCUCCAGAAAAUGUGAAAGACAAGAUUUUAGAAUUAGUACAGAGUUGGUCGAGAGCUUUCGCUAACAGUCCUUCAUAUACAUCAUUUCAAGAUACGUAUAAUAUAAUGAAGAUGGAAGGUCACAAUUUUCCUCCUGUUAAGGAGACAGACGUAAUGUUCACAUCAGAAAAGGCUCCAGAAUGGACUGAUGGUGAUGAAUGCCAUUUGUGUCACGUCAACUUUAGUCUAAUUCAAAGGAAGCAUCACUGUCGAAAGUGCGGUCAAGUCUUUUGUGGCCAGUGUUCAUCCAAAUCAUCAACAAUCCCACAAUUUGGUAUUGAGCGCGAAGUACGUGUUUGUGACCAUUGCUACAAUCAGCUUAAG